This is a messenger RNA of Onychostoma macrolepis, 2491 nucleotides long. RefSeq names its product zgc:172076. The transcript has 9 exons. Gene Ontology annotation, biological process: phosphocreatine biosynthetic process. Gene Ontology annotation, molecular function: creatine kinase activity. NCBI's taxonomy places the organism in Eukaryota, Metazoa, Chordata, Actinopteri, Cypriniformes, Cyprinidae. The coding region runs from base 814 to 2019 and encodes 401 amino acids. The record is from RefSeq and is a predicted model, not a curated record.
ACUGGUAAAUGUCUCCUGUUAUACAGUAGUUAGCAAGAACCACCUACAGUAGUUUAUGCUAAACACUGUUGAAACUGCAUAUCCGCAUGCUAAAUACAAGGUAUCAGAUCUCUUGUGUGGAGCACUGGCUGCUGUCAGACAAAAAUCUAACUGUAUUAUUACUAUUAAUGGCAAAACGAAUGUUUAGAAAUGUAAACUGAUAUUUCCUACUGACACACUACAGCAAAAGAUAGAAAUAACUGACCAUUUUUUUAGCUGCUGAAAAUACUAGUGCUCUAAUCAUUUUGGCCACCACUGUACAUUUUUAUUUUACAUAUAUUUUUAUCAGUAAAGAGAUACCUGUAAUGUUUGCAGUUGUGGUGAUUAAAUGAAAAGCAAGCACAUUUCGAACGAUCAUAAUUCACGCUUAGACCACAUAUGCAAUAAAAUGCAUUUUCCUCUCAAAGCAUGUCAUCUUCAGAUCUGUUUCCAAUGUAAAAUCCCACAACUUUCUUCACUUGAACCAAAUUUAAAACCCCCUGGUUUUGUCAAAGUACAGACACUGCAAGUGUUUAUGCCCAACCCUCGAGCUUCAACGUGAAGCAUGACACUGACACAAGUGUAUAAAUAGCUACAUUAUUACAGACAGGCAACAUGACACCGGCAUGGGCGCUCGUGCUUUGUGUGGUGAAUGAUGGGACAAUAGCCGCUCAUAUGACGAUGAGCCCCUCUGGCUAUUCAUAGCUAUCGUCCACAGCUACGUCUAGCUGUUGUUGGCUGGAGUGUGUCUGUGUGCAAGCGUUUUCAGGAAAACAAACAAACAAAAAGCUCAAGAUGUGGAAACGAGAAAAAAUGUGGAUGAUUAAGCCACCUACUGAGCACCCAAAGGAGUCAAAAUACAGGCCUGUGUUGGAGAGUUUACUGCCCCGUGACCCAAUGAGCAGGUUCAAUCUGAAGAGAAGCUCCCCUAAAGACGAGUUCCCAAACCUGGACAGAAACCACACCCUGAUGGGCCGGAUCCUCAACCUGCACAUGUACUCGCGACAGUUCAACCGCGCAACUGAAAGCGGGGUCAUUUUUGAUGAUAUCAUACGCCCUGGAAUUGAGGAUCCGGGUCUGUCCACAGGACCAAAAGCAGUGGGCUGUUUAGCAGGAGAUGCCCAGUCAUAUAUCCUGUUCUGUGACUUCUUUGACCGUAUUAUCGAGUCUUACCAUGGCUACAAGGUCACCACUGACGCUGUUCAUGAGAGCGACUUCAAUUAUGACAACCUGAAGGGUGGUGAUGACUUUGAUCAAGCAUAUGCUUUGAGUUGUGAGGUGACUGCAGGCCGCAGCAUUGAAGAUUACUGCUUCCCCACACACUGCAGCAGAGGAGAGCGCAGACAGCUCCUCACGCUGGCCAAAACAGUUUUAGAACAGCUGGGUGAGGAUCUGCCUGGAAAGCUUUACUCCAUAGAUGAACUCAGCCAUGCAAGUGAAGAACGCAGGGUUGUGAUGGACUCUCCACCAUUGUCUUUGAUAAAGAUCGGUGUGGCUCGUGACUGGCCCGAUUCAAGGGCCCUGUGGUUAAGUGAGGACGGGACCCUGGCUAUUUGGGUGAACAUGGAAGACCAUAUGAAACUGGUGUCCUACAGAAGUGAUGCCUGCUUACAAGAGGCAUUUAAAACGAUCUGCAUCAAUGUGCUGAAGACGGAGACACUGUAUAAGAAACUGAGACAUCCAUUUAUCUGGAAGCCUCACUUGGGCUGGGUGGUCAGCUCACCUGCAGAGGUUGGCACAGGCCUGAAGGCAAGUGUCACAGUGAAACUGCUGCAUCUCGCCGAGAACAAACGCCUGGAUGACAUCCUGGACAGACUACGACUUCAGAUGGAAGCAACUGGCUGUCCUGGCAUCUACAAAAUCAGCAACCUGCAGACCAUUGGCUUUAAUGAAGUGGAGCUGACCCAGCUAGUAGUGGAUGGGGUCAAACUUCUCAUCCGAAUGGAGAAAAGAUUGGAAAACAACGGUGGCAUAGAUGACCUGGUACCUGCUCAGAAGUGAAGCGGCCAUCAGGAGGCUUUUUGUUUUAUUGAGAACUGAAACACAGCUCUAGAGUAAAGUCUUCUGUUCUGUUCAACACUAUGAUGAAAAAGGGACUUUGCAACAAGUUUUUUUUUUUUGUGUUUGUAAAAUGUUGUUGAUGCUAGUGGUUUAUUGAAUUCUCGUGAAGAAAGGUCUAGAUUAUAUUUCACCCUAUUCUACAUAAAGAGUGAGAAGAUUGUAAUGGGCUUAAAACAGGCUUCAUUGUAAGCCAUUACACACACAUUGUCAUGAAAAUGUCACAAUACAGAAUUUUAAUAUGAAUGAAAAUUAAGCCUAUUUUAAGACUAUGUAAUUUUAUUUUUUUUUUCUGGGUCUGAAAUAUGACCGAGGCAAUGCUUUGAACUGAAAACUACAUAUAGGAUUUUCACUGCAUUUGAGUUUACAGACUCAUUUCAAAGUCAGCCGUAUUUACUACCUGUAUAUCCUAAGC